Molecule: messenger RNA, 1426 nt
Organism: Orussus abietinus
Lineage: Eukaryota; Metazoa; Arthropoda; Insecta; Hymenoptera; Orussidae
Gene: fs(2)ltoPP43
Product: probable RNA polymerase II nuclear localization protein SLC7A6OS
Exons: 3
Coding region: 164-1039 (291 amino acids)
Biological process (GO): developmental process
Source: RefSeq, a predicted model, not a curated record
CGCGCGACCCUGCCCGUGAGCAAUCUCCCAACUCAUCUCUGCAUAAGAAUGCGAGUAAUUCGUAACCUUAAAAACGAAAUAUGUCAAACGUGCGUUUAUCGGAUGGAGUUUCUUAAUACUCGUGACUAAUUUUCCUAUAAAUUCGAGUGCAAGCACAACAAAAAUGGCAGCAAUUCUACGCGUGAAGCGACGAAAUGACGACGAACCCUUAGAUGCCCUAAUAAUUGCAUGCAAACGUCGAAAAACAGAAAUCGUUGAUGAAGAGACUCUGGAUUCUCCAUUAACGGCAGUGGUGAAGUUUGCGGGAACUGUGAAACAUCAGGAAGAUAAUGUCAUUGAACAUGUUGCUAAAACGCUGAGUACAAAUGAUCGAAAAGCAAAUUACAAACAGCAUAUAGUGGAUAUUACAGGGAAGAAUAGACAUCGAACAAAACAAGACUCAUUAGAAAAUCGUUAUAGAGUUAUAAAUUGCUUUCGUUCAUUGGAGCAAAGCAAAAUUGAUCAACCCGAUGAGACAGUAACCACUGUCAUUGAUGUCGAAGAUUCCAGAUCUUGUAUGGCUCAGAAUUCGAAUGAAAAAGAAAAUGAUUAUGUCUAUGAUUUGUACUAUACACAAACGGAUGAUGAGAUGCUUUUAGAUCAUGUAUUAUCUAUUCAUCCUCUAGAUCAGGAACUUGUCUUUGACACUUACAGAGAAAAUGGAAAAAAUUCUGAAAAUGAAUGCGAGUCGGAAGACUCUAACUCGGAAUCUAACUGGAGGAACGAUUAUCCAGAUUCAGAUCAUUCCGGAGAUUCUGUAAAUGAUGAUGAUAUGAGAAGAGCAGUGGAAAACAUGAAAUUGGAAGAAGAAUCUGAUCUAUCUAGUGAGGAAUUUGUGGAUGCUGUGGAUGAAGCAGAUGUUGAAACAUUCGGUUAUAAAUAUGCAAAAUAUAAAGCACGAGUGAAAAUUGAGUUUGGGGAGGAUAGCGAUAACGAGAGUGAUCACAGCGAUUACAGUGGCGUUUAUAUAUCAGAAGAACCCGAUGAAAUAGAUGAAUAAAUUUGUCAAGACUACAAUGAAAACCAAGAUCUCGUUAUUGAAUAACAUUUAGAGUUAAAAGACCUUGCGUCAGGUGUUCAGUAGCACAAAAGCAUUUAGUGUUCUGCUUAUGAAUUUUGCACCAAGAAGAGCAUCUUAUUGUAUAUAUUAUCUUUUUUAAAUAAAUUAAUUUUCUGUUAUUUAAUAUCUUGAACUCGUCAUAUAAUGAUAAAUUCCAUUCCAAAGGAUAAUGCACAUUCAACCAACGGUGAGGGAUAUUCACAAUAGGUCUUUUAUUCAUAGGUAAUCGUAUAUUUAUUACAUAUUUAUAGAGAGAUAUAUAUAUAUACAUAUAUAUCUUGCGUGUAAAAUUCGUCUAUCAAAAUAAAAACAAUAAAAGUAAGCCUA